Molecule: messenger RNA, 1245 nt
Organism: Sungouiella intermedia
Lineage: Eukaryota; Fungi; Ascomycota; Pichiomycetes; Serinales; Metschnikowiaceae
Source: the annotation of a GenBank genome assembly
AUGGUAAUUCGGUCAACCAUCAGUGCUGUGGUGUUUAGGAUGCCGUAUUCCGAUCGGUUGCCUCCCAUAGUCAAAACGGUGCUAGAUGAUGGGCGUGUGAAGUUGGAUGAAGGGCGUUUCCGACAAUUGGAGCAUACCCCAGACACCGUGGCUAGACCUCUUAGUCCCAAAGAGAAGAUCCACAACAGAUUGAUGGAUAAGCGACUAGCGGAGUCACCGGUGGCGAUGAACAGAAGGACAGAUUUAACGGCAAGUUCUUUGAAUCCAAUUUUUGACGAAGAAGAUACAUUGAGAGAGACAGAGUCUGUGACUUCAAAGAGAACAGUUAUGCAGAACUAUCUUGAUGAGCAGAAUGCCAAGUUUGAUGAUCUCAUCAAUAAGAACUUGGGUGAGGUACUCAAGCAGCAGAGUCAGUUUGAAGACGAUGCAAGCUGGCGAGAGAUUAUGUUCAAGUUGGCCAUGGCCAGAAAUCCUACUGAAGUGUCUUCUAGUUUGGGACUGUUAGUUCUGCGAGCUACAAAGUCUGUUUGCCUGUGGAUGCCAUUUGUGGAGUCGCCAACUGUUAGCCCAGACGAAGAAUCUCACGGAGAAGCUGUGCUUAGGUCUAACAACGAUCUCAUUCAAACAAACGCCAUUUCAUUGGACACCAUGGACUACAAUGAAAAGGUAAAACUUCUAAGACAGCUACAGAGAGAUUUGGGUUUAAAUAAUGAGACAGACAUGACAAAUUUUACCCAGGAGCUUUCGCAGAAAGAUACACCAUUGGUAGAUAAGAUCCAAAUGUUGAUGAUCCUACUGAUUCGGUUGGCCUUCAUGGGGUUCAAGCUCUUCGUACCAAUCUCAACUGCGAUCUACACCAAGUUCAAGAACAACGAGCUCAUGGUUUUGAACAAUAGAAACUUCAACAAGUUGCUAAACACUGUGAUUCACGUGAUGGAGACCAUGGAAGAGCGACUUGAUAACGAAACGAACAACACAAGAGUCCCAGGAAUUCAGACAAUAGAGAUAUUCGAGGAAGGCGGGUUGGCUGGUGGCGACUCAUGGGCUUCUGCUGUGGCCAGAUACUCAAUGUCCAGAUGGGCAGAAGAUGCUAUAGACAAUACGGAUUUUACGAAUGAUCCACGGUACGCACAGUACUUUGCUGAAAGGCGCAAGAUGACCAUCGAAGAGGAAGAAACCUACUUAAGAGGAGAACAUCCUUCGGUGUUUCAAGUUGCACAGCAAUUUGCACGAGAUAUGGGAUAA